CCCGACUCGCCCCGCUCUCCAACUAAACACACGGUUACAAUGUCACUCCAAUUGGGACGGACUGUACCCCGUACCCCUUGGGCCCCCUCUUGCGCUUCUCGUCCCACCCGAGCGCGGCGGCGCUCCUUCUGCCUCCCCCAGCGCCGGCUCUACUCCACGCCGGCGUGCCCCCCCUCCUCCAGACCUCCCCACCGGCGCCACCCUACCCUGUCACUCCCUCCUCCGCUGAGUGCAGCAAGUGCUGAUCAGAGCCACUUCUUCACAGUGGGUGGGCGGGAGAUGGUGCUGAAGCGGGCGGCGGCCGAAUGCCCCAAGAAGGUUGCGGGGCUGAUGGAUCUGGUGAACCUGCCCACCCAGUUGCGAGAGUUCGCCGGGGGCCGGUCCCAAAUGUCCCAUAUCUCCUUCUUCCUCCGGGUCUGGUCGUACAUCAAGGACAACAAACUUCAGGAUUUGGUUGCUUGCUCGUCAGAGUUAAUUUGCGCUGACCUGGGAUAGAACUUGAAUUUGGGGAAAAACAUGAAGUUUUGGCUGAUGGGAAAACAGCAGAUUGGCAGCUCAUGCUGCCAACAUAUUAUGAGAUGAGAGUUCGGUAUAUUAUUAUUGUUAGUAGUAUUAUAUGAAGGAUUAUGUCAUUUCCAAAAUCUAGGUGUUUAAGUUUACAGGUGUGGGAAUUGAUCUGUGCGAUGUCAAAUGACGUUUUGAUAAUUCAGGACUUUUGUCCACUUUGCCACUAUAUGCACAAAAAUGCUUAAUAAUGGUCUUCUGUGUAUUGAUAGCUUAUACUUGGUUAGGAUGAGAACCGUUGACGUUUAGGAUCUUGAUAGCUUAGCAUUGAAGAUUUCAUUCCCUUCAUGCUGCUUGGUAUUCCCAUCUGUUUCCAGAUCGUCCACGUGAACUGACAAUUUAGGUGGCACCGUUAUGUUCAGCGCUUUAAUUUAAUUUGGAGCUGAUAAAGUAGUUAUGUUUCCAUGUUGAACCCCGUUUAUACCUGGUUAUACCCACAAAUAUGCCAAAAAUGGGCAUUUGUAGCACUUCAACAUGUGAUUCGGACAUUCGUAUAUCACUUCCAUGUUUCUAUCUAAUGCCCCUUAGUGGAAACCUUCAAGCAUACUGUAAAAUGUAUUGGUUCAUAGAAAUCCCUCAUAAGAGGCUCCGAACAGUGGUUUAUGUAGCUAAAUAAUUCCAUGCUUAACAUCAAUUGUUCUGCCAUACUCAUGUAUAGUCAGCCCUGGCAUUGCUAAUGUUAGGGGACAGAUCCUCGAACAAGAGGGACCCUUGGAACAUUAGCGGGUUCCACAAGUACUUAUGUUAUUUCUCAAUGACCUGCUUUACAAACCUAUGGGUAGGGGUUGUUUGUAGUUGAUGUGACCUCUCCAUUGUCUACUACUCCUGUCAUGUGGGGCCAGCCGUACGUCAGGCGCCGGCGCAACCGCGACAUCCGCCGAGCUGAGGAACGCGCCGCGCGCGCACAAGAGGAAGAGGUCCAAGCGGGAUUCGAAAUUAGUGGCUAGGAAAUAUUAGUGUUAGCUAUUUUUGGUUAGUCCUAAACUCAAGGAGAGAUUGUUAGUUUCCCUUUCAUGCAAGCCGCAGCUGAGGAACGCGCCGCGCGCGCAAGAGGAAGAGGUCCAAGCGGGAUUCGAAAUCAGUGGCUAGGAAAUAUUAGUGUUAGCUAUUUUUAGUUAGUCCUAAACUUAGUUUCCCUUUCAUGCAAUCCGGAUGGCUAUUUGUAUCCCCAAACAUUCCCGUGAGUGAAUCAAGCAAGAUCAAUCAACCAAACUCUCUCUUCCUCCCUCGAACAUUCUCAAGCCCAGAAGCCGAGAGGGGCAUAACCUCCGCUCUGGAAGACACGGCACGAGACUACGAGCUACGUAGUCGAGGGCCGGCUACCCUAGAUCACCAGGCCCUUGACAACCUGGUAUCCCGAUCCACUCGAUCCUCGGCAUCCUCAGCCGCCGCGCCAUCAUCUCCGACACCAGCAGCUACACCAAACCCAUCGCCCACCCGUUCCACAGCCUCCACCGCAAAUCCCAGUCCACCGCCAUCUCCCACUGCCCCCGCAACCAUCCCAGCCGCCAUGGCUGAACCCACCCUCGCUGAGGUCAUGGACAUGCUCAAGUCCAUGCGCAUGGAGAUGUCCACCCUCAAGUCCGACGUGGCGACCAUGAAGGACAAGUCCUCAUCGUCUUCCGGCGGCGGCGACGAUCGUCGUUCCGAAGGCCCGCGAGAUCAGGACUUCCACCCCAAGCACAAGAAGUGGGAUUUUCCCCGCUAUGACGGCACGACCGAUCCGAUGCUAUUCCUCAACAAAUGUGAGGCCUACUUCCGCCAACAUCGAACCAUGGCGGAGGAACGGGUGUGGAUCGCGUCGUACCACCUCGACGGCAUUGCACAGCUGUGGUUCACGCAGCUCCAAGACGACGACGGCACGCCGACGUGGGGGCGCUUCAAGGACCUCCUGGACCUGCGGUUCGGACCCCCCCUCCGCUCCGCCCCGAUGUUCGAGCUCGCCGAGUGCCGGCGCACCGGGACGGUGGAGGAGUACUCCAACCGUUUCCAGGCUCUCCUACCGCGCGCAGGUCGCCUCGAGGAGGCCCAACGUGUCCAACUCUACACGGGGGGACUCCUUCCGCCGAUUAGCAACGCCGUCCGCAUCCACAACCCCGGUACGUUGGCGGCGGCCAUGAGCCUCGCACGCCAGGUGGAGAUGAUGGAGGCCGAGAGGCUGCCUCCCCACCCCCCUCGGGCGCCCCCGCGCGGUACCCCUCCGGCGCCAGCACCACGACCUGCACUACCGGCGCCACCACCGAUCUUGCAGCUGCCAGCACCUCCGGUGGCCUCUCAGCCGGGUCGGGGCGAGGGAACACAGCGGCGCCUCUCUCCGGAAGAAAUGGCGGAACGCCGCCGCCAAAACCUAUGCUUCAACUGCAACGAGAGGUACAGCCGUGGUCAUAACAGGUUCUGCAAGCGCAUUUUCUUCGUCGAUGGCGUCGAGAUCGACGACAAGCCAGAAGGCGAGGCGGCGGUCACUGCCAUUUCCGGGGAGGUGGAGGCACCAACUUUCUCCCUCCAUGCGGUCGCGGGCGUGGCCAUCGGCAAGACCAUGCAGGUCCGCAUCUCGGUGGGCGCGACGUCCCUCAUCGCCCUCCUGGACACGGGAUCCACUCACAGCUUCAUCGGCGAGGAGGCCGCGCACCGGACCGGCCUGCCGAUCCAACCUCGUCCGCGCUUGACGGCCACGGUCGCCAAUGGCGAGCGCGUGUCAUGUCCAGGCGUCCUCCGCGGCGCCCCGCUGCUCAUCGGCGACUUCCACUCCACCGUCGACCUCUUUGUCAUGCCUCUUGCAGGAUACGACAUCGUCCUAGGGACGGACUGGAUGGCGACCCUAGGACAGCUGGUGUGGGACUUGGUCGCGGGCACCGUCUCGUUCCAGCACGCGGGACACGCCGUGCGCUGGUCCGCCGUGCCGGCCCCUGGCGCCCUCGGCCCCUACACCACCACGGCCAGCGACUCGCUCCUGGAGGAGCUUUUGGCGCAGUUCGACACCGUCUUCGCCGAGCCGACCGGCCUGCCUCCUCCCCGAGGACGCGAACACGCCAUCACACUCAAGCCGGGCGCGCAGCCGGUCACGGUCCAGCCGUACCGAUACCCGGCGGCCCACAAAGAUGAGCUCGAACGCCAAUGAGCCGCGAUGAUGGCGCAGGGCAUCGUCCGCCGCAGCGAC
This is a messenger RNA of Sorghum bicolor (sorghum), 3721 nucleotides long. RefSeq names its product upstream activation factor subunit UAF30. Gene Ontology annotation, cellular component: nucleus. Lineage: Eukaryota; Viridiplantae; Streptophyta; Magnoliopsida; Poales; Poaceae. The record is from RefSeq and is a predicted model, not a curated record. The transcript has 3 exons. The coding region runs from base 1706 to 3682 and encodes 658 amino acids.